AGCCUUUUACAAAAUCUGAUUUUUGUGUCAUUGUAUUCUUUGGUUUGAAUUAACUCUUUUUUCCCAAACAGCUAUCAUACCAAAUAGCAAGACAGGCAACAUGGAAGAUCAACUUUUAAGUAGUAAAGGAAACAAGUUCCCUGUUGGCACCUCCUGUUCAACGCCUCUUGUUCUAAGCACUUGUGUUGUUAUGUGUGGUUCCUUGGCUUAUGGAUUUGCUGUUGGCUACACUUCUCCUGUCCAGUCAGGUAUCAUGGCUGACCUGGGGUUGUCCAUUGCAGAGUAUUCAACAUUUGGAGCUAUUCUGACACUUGGUGGAACUAUUGGUGCCUUAGUGAGUGGCACUAUUGCAGAUAUGGUUGGGCGGAAAGUAACAAUGUGGAUUAUGGAUCUUUGUUUCAUACUGGGAUGGCUAUCUAUAAUUUUUGCAAAGAGUGUGUGGUGGCUUGAUAUUGGAAGAUUUCUAAUGGGAAUAGGAGCUGGACUUCUCCUUUACGUCGCUCCUAUAUACAUUGCAGAAAUCGCGCCAAAGAGUAUUCGAGGUGGAUGCAUAGCUGCAGUUGCGUUCAUGGUAUAUUUUGGUUUUGCACUGAUGUUUCUGAUUGGCAAUAUCCUGCCUUGGCGCACCUUGGCUAUAGUAGGAAUUAUACCCUCUUUGGUGCAGUUAAUAGGCAUAUUCUUCAUACCAGAAUCUCCAAGAUGGUUGGCCAAAAUCGGUCUGGACAAAGAAGUAGAAGCAUCUCUACAAUAUCUGAGAGGAAAAAAUGUUGAUAUUUCUUUAGAAACAGCUGAAAUUAAGGACAACGUGGAGUCACUUACGAAGCUUUCAGGAUCGAGAUAUCUGGAUAUGUUUGACCGUAGAUACGCUCAUUCACUCAUUGUAGGAUUGGGAAUUAUGAUUUUGUUGCAGUCUGGAGGAACUGAUGCAAUUUCAUCUUUCGCUAGUUCCAUUUUCAUAAAAGCUGGUUGCUCAGCUAGUUUUGCAACUACAACAAUGGGAUUCAUCCAGCUUCCUUUUGCUGCUAUGGGCAUAUUCUUACUGGAUGCUGCUGGAAGACGGCCUGUUCUGAUGGUCGCGUCUGCUGGGACAUGCUUAGGAAACUUUCUUGUAGGUGUAGGCUUUUUGUGUAAGGAUUAUGAUCAAAUGAGUCAGCUCUCUGCCACAUUUGUGUUAGUUGGCAUACUGGUAUUUUCUAUAUUCUUCUCAAUGGGUGUAGGUGGUGCAGCUACAACAAUCGUUUCAGAGAUAUUUCCUAUGAACAUAAAGGGAUCAGCUGGAAGUCUAGCAAUUGUAUGCAACUGGUUUACUUCUUGGAUUGUCACAUAUGCUUUUAACUUCUUAUUUGAAUGGAGCCCUUCAGGUGUGUUCUUCAUGUUCACAUUUUUUUCCGGGUUGAUGAUCCCAUUUGUUGCAAAGAUAGUACCAGAGACGAAAGGUCGGACACUUGAAGAAAUCCAAGCAUCCUUGACACUGCUUAACUGAUACUUUGUUCGUCCUAUAUUAGACGAG
This is a messenger RNA of Solanum verrucosum, 1510 nucleotides long. Its product is annotated as sugar transporter ERD6-like 5. Bases 101 to 1483 code for a protein of 460 amino acids. Gene Ontology annotation, molecular function: sugar transmembrane transporter activity. The transcript is spliced from 18 exons. Gene Ontology annotation, cellular component: membrane. Gene Ontology annotation, biological process: transmembrane transport; carbohydrate transport. Lineage: Eukaryota; Viridiplantae; Streptophyta; Magnoliopsida; Solanales; Solanaceae. The record is from RefSeq and is a predicted model, not a curated record.